Cariama cristata (Red-legged seriema) is the source of this 1616-nucleotide messenger RNA. It is a transcript of the gene GBA2, whose product is annotated as glucosidase, beta (bile acid) 2. The transcript has 11 exons. Lineage: Eukaryota; Metazoa; Chordata; Aves; Cariamiformes; Cariamidae. Gene Ontology annotation, molecular function: beta-glucosidase activity. The annotation marks the transcript as partial. The record is from RefSeq and is a predicted model, not a curated record. Gene Ontology annotation, biological process: central nervous system development; carbohydrate metabolic process.
GUAAAAGCAGCCCAACAGAGAAGGGUGAGGUGACAGCGGCAGCGGUGUGUGCCAGCUGCAGGGUGCCUGCCCGGGGGCACAGGACACUGGAGCUAGCCCUGGCUUGGGACAUGCCCCGGGUUCACUUUGGCUCUAAGGAGAAGCUGCACCUCAGGCGGUAUACCCGUUUUUUUGGCAGUGGAGGUGAUGCCGCUCCUGCGCUGUCACAUCACGCCCUGACGCACUAUGAGGAGUGGGAGAGGAAGAUCGAAGCGUGGCAGAAGCCCAUCCUGGAGGACAGCCAGCUGCCUUCCUGGUACAAGUCAGCCCUCUUCAAUGAGCUGUACUUCAUGACGGAUGGGGGGACCAUCUGGGUGGAGCUGCCCCCGGACUGCCGUGCCGAGGACCUGCAGGGGCCGGCGGGGGCUGGCCUCUCCCACCUCCUCCCUGUCCUGCGGGAGUACGGAAGGUUUGCUUAUUUGGAAGGCCAGGAGUACCGGAUGUACAACACCUAUGAUGUCCACUUUUACGCCUCCUUUGCUCUCGUCAUGCUCUGGCCCAAGCUGCAGAUCAGCCUGCAGUAUGACAUUGCUGUCACAGUGGUGAAUGAGGAUGUCCAGCCCCGACAGUACCUGAUGUGUGGUCAGACAGCCCAGGUGAAACUGAAGAAUGUGGUGCCGCAUGACAUUGGGGAUCCAGGUGAUGAGCCGUGGCAGCGUGUCAAUGCCUACCUGAUGCAUGACACGGCUGACUGGAAGGACCUCAACCUGAAGUUUGUGCUGCAGGUGUACCGUGACUACUACCUGACACACGACUACCUGUACUUGCGGGAUAUGUGGCCAGUCUGCCAGGCUGUGAUGGAGUCAGAGCUAAAGUUUGACACAGAUAAUGAUGGGCUCAUUGAAAAUGGUGGCUUUGCUGACCAGACAUAUGAUGCAUGGGUGGUAAAUGGAGCCAGCGCCUACUGCGGCGGGCUGUGGCUGGCAGCCGUCUGCAUGAUGUGCAAGAUGGCAGAGGUGCUCGGGGAUGCCAAGAUCCAGCAGAAAUACACAGACAUCCUGAGCAAGGGCAAGGAGGCGUUUGAGAGGAUGCUCUGGAAUGGAAAAUACUACAACUAUGACAGCAGUGGGAGUGACACCUCCAGCAGCAUCAUGUCAGACCAGUGUGCCGGGCAGUGGUUUCUUGGGGCUUGUGGCCUGGACCAAGGAGAGUUUGAGGUCUUCCCCAAGAGUCAUGUUGUCAGUGCACUGAAGACCAUCUUUGAGAAGAACGUCAUGAGCUUUGCUGGUGGCACCAUGGGAGCAGUGAAUGGCAUGAGACCCGAUGGGGUGCCCGACACCUCCAGUGUGCAGUCCAACGAGGUGUGGAUCGGCGUGGUCUACGCCUUGGCUGCCACCAUGAUCCAGGAGGGGCUCGUGGAGGAAGGCUUUCGUACGGCGGAGGGCUGCUACCGGACAGUUUGGGAGCAGCUGGGCAUGGCUUUCCAGACACCUGAGGCCUAUCGGGAGAAGAAGGUCUACCGCUCGCUGGCUUACAUGCGACCCCUUAGCAUCUGGAGCAUGCAGCUGGCCCUGGAGCACAGAGCUGGCCAGGCACCAGCACCCCUGCAGCACCCCCAGAUCCCCAUCCACCCUUAA